AUUGUUUUGAUUUUUGAGUCUAUUUGGGUCUUAAAGGCUUAGUGCGAAUGAUGCAGGUUCGAAUUUGUCCUGUGACGUCAUGAUACCAUUUUUGAGUUUAUGUCUCUGUUCAUCUAGAAAAAAAGAGUUAUAUGCAUCUGUUGAAUAAUUUCAACAUUACUCGGAGUGAAUUAGUAUUAAAUUACUAUGAAUGUAUCAGCUGACGUUAUUUAAGCGCAUGUGACGCAUUAACGCGUGCGGUGCGUCAUCAGCGGGAUUCAGUGCGCGUCGGAUCUCCCGGUAAGCGCGUGUGCACGGGAAUCACACACACACACACACAGACCCUCGAGUGCUUGUGAUGUAUCACAUCUGCUGUGAUCUGACGCCAGGACAGGACUUGGCCCAAGCGUCCAUUCCGGCCCCAUACAUUAGCGGAUGGGCUGCUCACGGCCGUUCUGGACUUUGACAGAAUGUCCUACUGGUCAGCCCGCCCCUGACGAGAUCUCAAGUCCAGACUGCAACAAUUGAUUUGUGAAGCCGGAGUUCAUCUCAAUCUCUCUCACACACACAGAGGUUGUGAUCAUGGCAGAUGCAGAUCUGUCGUCUCCUGUGGACGUUCUCCUGGUUCAGCACCGCUCUCGCCGAGAGAGGGCAGUCAGGUGUGGGACAGAGGAACCCUGCCGCCCGGAGAGUUUCCCAGCCCGCUGCCCCCCAAACGCACACGCUCGUACUCGGAGCAAGAUAAACACACACGACACCGACAGCAGGGGUGUGCUAGACCUACAGCUCCCAUGACCUUCACUAUCACUUGUUUCUGAGAAACCGGCUGUGUGCAGUGCAACGUUACUGGGGAAGGUAAACAUUUAUGUAUUCAAAAAUAUUGAAGUAUCUUUAACGCACUUAACAUAAACUUUAUUAACAUGUUUGCAUGCCCUGUAUGGAGAAUCUUUCCUCUCACAUCUGCAUUCAUGACACAAUGAUAACAAUCAAUAAUGAUCUUUUCAAGAAUUUACAAUUACAAUAUUCCAAGAAACCAGUUGUUUUCUGGCUCCAACUAAUAUAAAGAACAUAUUUUAUCUUAAAAAAACACAAUAUUUUCUUGUUUCACAGCCAUGUGCAGUCAAUUUCUGAAGCAACUGUACUGCAUUAAACUGUACUGCCAAUAACAGCACAUAGUUAUCUCAGACAUGUUUUUAUGUCCUAAACUAGAGCUAUAAAAUAAAUAUUAAUUUAAUUUCUGCAAAGUACAGAACACAAAUGUUUGUAUGAUUGCUCCUGUAUGACACAUCGCUUAUUGCUCCCUGAACUCUCUUGGGAUGAAAGUGUCUGCUAAAUGACUAAAUGUAAAUGUUUUUCUGAGCAACAAUGCAGUUUUACAGACUUGACAAAGGUUUUUCUGAGUCAUUUUCCUCUCAUGUCUGAGACCUGACUGGCUGGGGAUGUACAGUACCCUGAUAGCACACAUCCAUCUGGCUUACGUCUAUUUGACUUCUGCAUUUACAUCUGCAAGACAUCUACAAGACGUAGUUUGCUCAUCUGCAAUACGUCUAGGGAGCCUCGGCACCAUGUCUCACGUUUGGUUUUAUUAACGACAACAUCACACUUUAUUAGGCAUCUAAGAACGCAUACACAAAGGUUAGUCACGUAUAGCAAGCUAUUAUACUGUGAUGUGACUGCGCGGGUACUUAGGAUAUUAAAAAUUCACAAUAGCACUGUCUUCAUCAAUAUUUUCUUAGAAUGUGAAUGUGUCUUUUUCUUAGUGAGUAGUAUGAGAGAUAAAGAAAGAUAUGAAUGCGUACAGUUUGUCCUGUAUUUUUGAUUUUGAAAAACCACCCGAAAAAUCCCAUUGACUUAACAUUGCGCCCAACUUUGACGGGUCGUAGCUCCGAGUGAGGAUAUCGUAGAAACAUGAAAAUAAUACACGAUUUGAAGAGGCUAUCAGGCUCUGUAAGAACAUCACUCACAAUGGGGUGUAAGUUGUACCCCUGGGGUGUGAGAGCCUCCCAAAAUUUCCCAAUCACAGGAAGCAUGCCCAUAUAAGGCGUAAAUGUCCCGUGUUGAAUAUCUUAGCAGUACAACCACUUAGAGACAAGGGGGUGGGCUCAUUUCACUCAGACAACCAAUCAGUGUCACAGGAUCAUCUUAAAGCUAUUAAGCCUCGCCCAUAGCAACCAUUUACAGCAACCUAGCAACCGAUCCCAUUGACUCCCAUUAUCAAAAGUUCAUAUGGAUAUCUUUGCAGUACAGUAUCGUAGAGACGAGGGGGUGGGCACGUAUUACUCAGGCAACCAAUCAGUGGCCCAGGAAGUUCAUUAAGCCACGAAGCCACGCCCAUAGCAACAAAACAUCUUAACUUAGCAACCGUUUAACAACACCUACAUCUCUUCAUCAGAACAUCAUAGAGAGAUGGGGGUUGGUUUGUUUCACUUGUGGGUUGAAGCAUCAUCAGUUGGCAUAUGCUAAGCCACGCCCAUAGCAACCAAACAGGUUAGCCUAGCAACCAUUUAGCAACACCUAUAUCUCUGCAUCAGAACAUCGUAGAGACACGGGGGUUGGUUCGUUUCACUCAUAGCUUAGAGCAUCAUCAAUUAGCACAUACUAAGCCACGCCCAUAGCAACCAAACAGGUUAGCCUAGCAACCGUUUAGCAAAACCUAUAUCUAUGCAUAGGAACAUCGUAGAGACAUGGGAGUUGGUUUGUUUCACUUGUGGCUUGAAGCAUCAUCAGUUGGCAGAUGCCAAGCCACGCCCAUAGCAACCAAACACAUUAGCCUAGCAACCGUUUAGCAAGACCUAUAUCUCUGUAUCAGAACAUCUUAGAGUCAUGGGGGUUGGUUAGAUUCAUUAGUACUUAAAGUGUCAUCAUCCUAGUGCUGAGUUCCGUGGUUUGCCACAAAAGCAUCACUCACAGUUUCUUUAGAAAAGUUCUAGUUUUCUAGUUUUUAAGUGCAAUUCUACUUUCCAGUAGUCACUAUUCAGGAGACCUUUACUCAAUGUCUGAACCCUCUGAGCUUUUAUUAGCUUGUUAACUGUUAACAUUAUGGUUAUGUUUAGUGAAAAUUAUGUUUUCAUGUUUCAAAAAAGUUGGCAUGUUCUGCAUGUAUUUUUGUAUCUUUCUUCAUAUGUAGACCUGUAAAAUGCAGACACGUUCAGCUAGAAUCUCAGUAGUGUCCCUGGUUUUCCAAACGUCAUAUGUUUUCUCUAUAUAGCCUUAAACAACUUUGUAAAUUGUAUUUUUGAGUACGAGACUUUUUUUCUAUAAGGCAUGAAAUGACUUGAGGCUUGACUCGGACUCUAGCUGUAAGACUUGUGAACAUCUCUGCGUGUGGGUGUGUGAUGAUAUGUUUGCAUUACAUGCAGCGCAUUGAUUUACAAUCAUGGCGAUCAAACCUGCCAUUAAACAGUUUCAGAUACACCUUAGAGCAGGGGUUCUCAAACUUUUUGGGGCCAAGGACCCCUUACAGGGGAGAAAAUUUUCCAAGGACCCCCUUAUAAUCCUCAUGCCGAUUAAACAAAUGUUUACUGACAUUUACACUCCUAGAUGCCGUAGGAAUUAUUUAUAUUUUAAACUUUUCAACCUAAAUACUUAAGGCGAGUUUCAUAGAAAUGAACUUAAAUUGAAUUUGAAUAAAUAAAUGUUAAUACCAUUUCUAUACUUUUUAACACAGGGUCAUUUUUAUUCAGAUUACAUUUUGACCUCACAGCAUUCCUAAUUUUCAAGUAACAGAUCUUAAAGCUUUCAGAAAAUGAACUGUAACAAGACCGGCAAAGUCCUAAUGAACACAGUUAAUUUUUCAAGUUUCAUGGCUAAAGCGCUUUGAGGAAUUAUAUAAAACCAACAACUGAAAAAUCAACACAUUCUCGAGGAAAGGAAUAAAUAUUUACAUGGUAGGGCCAUUCAAGCCUUAUAAGGAUGACAUAUUUUCAAAUUUUUAUAAAUAUAGACAUUACAAACAUUUGCAUUAAGCUCUAUUAAAGUAUUAUAACACACAAAUCAAUUCACACAUCACUCACAUCAAUAACUCACUAAAUUAGUGAGAAGGAUGAGCCUGUCUCUCACAACAUAGUUUACCUAUUCUUGGAGUGAUGGUUGACAAACAGACUGGAAGAUCAUCCUCCACUUGUAAACCAGCCCUGUACUUAUUCUUCAUUGCAGUCAAAGUGGAAAAUGAUGAUUCACAGAGGUACGUUGUAGGAAAAGGGAGCAAUAUUUGCAUGGGCUCAGCAGUGAGUUCGGGACACUCACGUGAGAGGGACGGCCAGAAGUUUGCCAGAUUAACCUGCUGGAAUCGGGCCUUCAAUGUCCUAUCACAGGAUAAGUCCAACAGCUGCUCUUCUGCCUUACCUGUCAGGCCAUUUGCUGUUGCAGCUGGUGCAAAGGGAUGGCGCACCCAGUCCCAGGCAUCAGUGUUCACAUCGGAGAAGUAUGAGCUGAAGUGCUCGCUCAGUGAAGUGAGGUGUGAGGUCGCAACCUUCCUCACUGUGGCCACAGACAAGUUGUUUGUGUGGAGAAACUCACUCAGUUGGGGGAACAUGUCUGUUAUCCCGUCUUGUAUCCUCCUUCUCCAUAGGACUGUUUUCUUCAUGAAGGCAGUGAUUUUGUUGCUGACUUCAAGGAUGGAUGUGUGGCCUCCUUGGAUGGAGAGGUUGAGGCUAUUCAGUAUGUUGAAUAUGUCGGCAAGAUAUGCCAACUUGGCCAUACUCUCCGGCUCUGUAAAAAACUGUGCGAUGUUGGGUUUUUCCUCUGUCAUAAACUCUGCCAUUUCUCUGCGUAACUCAAACACCCGCUGCAAAACUUUACCACGAGAACGCCAUCGCACCUCACAGUGAUAUAGCAGUGCGUCAUGUCCAGCAUCCAUAUCCCGGCAAAGUUAUCCAAACAAACGUGAUUGCAGUGCCCUUGACUUCAUAAAAUUAACAGCUGUGUUCAAAACAGAGUGAAGAUCUGGUUCCAUGUCUUUGGAAGCGAGUGCUUGCUGGUGUAGCAUACAGUGAGUCGCCAUAAUCCUCGGAUUGACAGACUUUAUCCGCGCCGUUACUCCACUCUUUCGGCCGGUCAUCGCCGCUGCGCCAUCCGUACAAACGGCCACACAUUUUUCCCAACUCAGUCUCGCUUCAGUCAUGAAAGCAUCCAGCAGUCUGAAUAUUUCCUCACCUGUUGUCCUGCCUGGCACCUCCUUGCAGAACAGAAAGUCCUCCAAAAUGCCUCCUUCCCAGGGAUAGCGCACCAAAACAAUCAAUUGAUUGUUUAAAAUUUGAUUGAUAAACACUGUAUACUAUAGUAAAGUUCAAAAACAAUAUAGUAAUAAUUUUACUGCAGUUUACUAUAGUAAAUACUAUAAUUUAUCCAUCUGUAUGUAACAUUAAUGUCUUUUGUCAGUUAUCUGUCUAUUCAUGUUGAACUACACUUGCACAUUUCUGCCUGUGCUACCAAACUUUAAACCUCUCUAGCACCAGCGCUAUGUGCAAAAAAAGUUAAUUUACAGCCUUAACACUAAUAAUAAUUACUGCUUGCCUUUGUUUUAUAGCCGUCACGGAGAGCAGGCCUGUAACCAAAUUCAGGCGAACACUAGUUAAAAUGCUUAGAAGCAAACGUGACCAAUCUAAAUCCGAAACAAUUUUAUUGAUUAUAUUAUAUUAUAAUUCAAAUGAAAUAUUUUUAUUUUAUCUUUGGAAGUCAUUUUUGUACUCGCGCAAGUGAAUGACAAAUUUACUUGUCCGAAGGACAACCACAUGACAAUGCUUAAUGUCAAGCCCUGAGCUAUGCAAAACAUCUCUGACGUCCUUUUCACACAUUGAAAACCAAACAAGACGGAAAAACAAGACACCUCUGACCUCAAUAUUUCAAGACGUGAUUUGAGUGUUCUAAGAUCAUUUCAUUUACACAACAGGAUUGUCCUACUGAAAACAAACACUGGAAACAUUCAGAGAUCAAACUAAUGUUUGUAAUACUGGUUUAAAAGAAUUCUAGAUUUACAAAAGGCAGCGAUGUUGAAAAGAUGAAUCACGCACAACGUUUAGCUUUUGGACACAUAACACAAUGAAAUCCACACACUUAAACAUUCCAGCGCCAUGAACUUAAAUUGAUCUCUAUGAUGUUGUUUUGCAGUAAAUAAUAGUUCAACUUAUGCAAAGAAUAAUAAUGAUGCCGUUUAAAAAGCAUUUUUCUGUGGAGACUCAAGUUCAUUUAAUAGUUGGUCAUGAAUUCUUUUAGUGCUUGUGUUAUAAUAUCAUUAAAGAUCUCUGGGUUUAAAUCGUCUGUAUGAAAGUGUCUUUAUUCUGAAGUCAUAACACAAAACACGAUGAGAGUGAUUAUGAGGAAGAGAAAACAUUCUGUCAGUCUUUCAUUGACUUGUGUUCAGAUAGAAAUCAAUCCAGCAAAGAAAUGAAUCUACACAAAAGUUGUUUUCUUUGUUUAUCUGCUUGUUUCCUGUAAGAAAUUUCCCUAUGCAGUGGAUGAUUCCUACUAUCUUUGUGACACCAGAUUUGAUUUGUAAAUAAGUGUUUUCGAUGUUUAAGACGUUUAGUGGUAAUGUCAUGAGGGUGGAGCGAGUCAGAUGUCCAGAGGGAUGUCGUGAUGUAUUAGUAGAAGAGAGGAGGACUCUCACACUGAGUGAAACCUUCAUCUGUAAGUUCUGCUCAUAACCAGAAGAAACUCAAUUCUCUUCUCCUUUCUCAUGUUCCUUUUGUUCAGCAGAGACAUGGACAAUCUCAUUCAUCUGAUCUUACUGUCUGGUCUUGUUUCUGUUCCAGGUAGUUUAGCAGAGAAUUUAGCAUUUAAAGGAACAGCGACACAGUCAUCCACAUAUAGUACCUGGGCAGCUCAACGUGCCAUAGAUGGUGUCAAAAGUGCUCCAUACUGCUCUCAUACAUCAAUUUAUAGUAGCCCAUGGUGGCGGCUGGAUCUUCUGGAUUAUUAUGACAUCAGUACAGUGGUCAUCACUGCUAGAUCAGAUUGCUGUUUGACUGAAACCAGUGGAGCAGAGAUUCGUAUUGGAAACUCUCUGGAAAACAAUGGAAACAACAAUCCUGUAUGUGCUGUGACUUCUAACUUUCUACUUGGUCAAACCAUCAGUUUCUCAUGUCACGGGAUGAAGGGACGUUAUGUGAAUGUGGUCAGAUUUGGAUCUACAUCUAUUCUCGCUCUGUGUGAGGUGGAGGUCUAUGAAGUUUUACCUUACAGACAAAAAACCUUUCUGAGGCUGAAGUUCUCCUCCAGUGGUGAUGAAGCUGCUGAGAGCGACGAAAUCCUCCAUCAGCUGCGGUCUGCUCUGGCAUCACACAUGUCUGAUUUUCAUCUGUCCUGGACACAACUACCCAAGAAAGAGAAACAACAGGAGGAACAGAGGUUCUUGUGUUAAACAUCUUUAACUGGAUAUACAAACUGAAUCUUUCAUGCAAUGAUUCAUUUCAUUCAGUGAUUUCUAUUAUUGUUCUUCUCUAUGAUUGAUGGUGUUCACAUCACUGCUGAAUGUCAUCAUUUCAAUCUCAUUAUAGUCCGCCUCAUUGUAUUUGUGUUGUGUAGUUGUGUGUCAAAGCCUGAGAUAAAGUGUGUAGAACAACAAUAGUGUGUCAAUAUAGUUAUCACAAUUAGUUAUUUUAAUAGCAUCACAUCUUAAACGUACGAUCCUUUUACAACUCUGAUUAUAGAUUUCUAUAUUUUUAUUUUAUUUAUUACAGGGAUAAUGCAUAUUAAUAAAUAGUUCUGUCAAUAUGCCAGAGUUAGCCAAAGGCUAUUUUCACCUGCAGUCCCUAGACAGAUGGUAAAGGUAAUCCUAAAAGAAAGUAAAAUUAAAUUUAUAUCAUUAUGAUAUUAUAUUUACACUUGUUUAUAUUCUAUAAACUGCUCAUAUCUGUGCAUUGCGUAUACAAGUGACAGAUCAUCA
Molecule: messenger RNA, 7864 nt
Organism: Triplophysa rosa
Lineage: Eukaryota; Metazoa; Chordata; Actinopteri; Cypriniformes; Nemacheilidae
Product: fucolectin-1-like
Exons: 8
Coding region: 6656-7339 (227 amino acids)
Source: RefSeq, a predicted model, not a curated record